GGCCCACGAGGAAGGGGGACUGUCUCGACCUUGGAGUCUGACGUACAGCAGCAUGGCGAACAAGGAGCCCAACCGCUUCCUCCAGCACCUGAGGGAUCUGGCAGGUCGGAUGUCUUCAUCUGGUGGCAGAGGGGCAGGAUUAGGACUAAAGCUGCUGAUUGGAGCUGGUGCUCUGGUAUAUGGCGUUAAAGAAGCUACCUUCACAGUGGAGGGUGGUCACAGAGCCGUCAUCUUCAACAGGAUUGGAGGGAUGCAGAUGGACACAGUUCUGGCUGAGGGGCUGCAUUUCAGGAUCCCAUGGCUCCAGUACCCUAUCAUCUAUGAUAUCAGAGCCAAACCAAGGAAGAUCUCCUCUUUGACUGGCAGCAAAGAUCUGCAGAUGGUGAACAUAGCAGUGCGAGUGUUGUCCAGACCCCUGGCGUCCAACCUGCCGACAAUGUACCAACAGCUGGGGAAGGACUACGAUGAGAGAGUGCUGCCCUCCAUUGUCAACGAGGUCCUCAAGUCUGUAGUGGCAAAGUUUAACGCCUCGCAGCUCAUCACACAGAGAGCACAGGUGUCCCUGUUGGUGCGCAGGGAGCUGUUUGAGAGAGCCAAAGACUUCAACAUCAUUCUUGAUGACGUGGCCAUCACUGAGCUGAGCUUCAGUUCCCAGUACACAGCUGCUGUGGAGGCCAAACAAGUUGCCCAGCAAGAGGCCCAGAGAGCCCAGUUCUACGUGGAGAAAGCAAAACAGGAUCAGAGACAGAAGAUUAUCCAGGCUGAGGGAGAGGCGGAAGCUGCCAGAAUGCUGGGUCUAGCAGUGACUAAGAACCCUGGUUACCUGAAGCUGAGGAGAAUCAGAGCUGCGCAGAACAUCGCAAAGACGGUGUCAUCAUCUCAGAACAAGGUGUACCUAAAUGCCGACAGUUUGGUCCUGAACCUACAAGACGAGGCAUUUUUUAAGAAUUUGAUAAUGAAGAAGUGAUGAAGACGACGCAGAGAACGGCAGCAGAACCGUCUCUGUUAUCAACGUGAUCUGAACAUAUAUGAUUCUGGACAAGUGUGAAUGUGGACAACAACAAGAAGCCAUUUUUGUUAUGUUUUUUUUUGUUUUGUUUUGUUUUUACUUACCGCUCUGACAUUUGGGAUUGGCCUGUAUUAUCCCUGAAGUUCAUCAAUGAAUUAUUGUAGUGAACAAAACUGAUCUAAUUUCAACUUCACAAUAAAUGAAUCAAUAAAAGAUGUGUUUGUAUAGAAAGUACAACAUCAAACCGUGAGGAUAGGCACAUAUCCAACUGAUUUUCACUAGAAUGUGAGUCUUGCAAAGGUCUUUUGUGAAUAAGAAUGAAUGCAACUGUACUUCAAUAUAUUUGGCAGAUCAGUGCCUUCUGUCAGUAGGAGCUGAUAGGUCAAACGAGGCGUGUGACAUCACCGCAGCACUGUCCCCAGUGCCAGUCUUCCUCCUCCUGGUCCUUCCAGGUGACGUGGCUCCGUAUGUCAGCCAGGAGCUGCUGUUACAGAUGUUUGGUGAUGUGUGUGGACUCGUGCAGGACAUCUAAUAAUGUAGCCACCAGGGUUGGCAGACCAAGUUAAUACAACUUAAUUUAUCUGUUAAUAAACUUUUAUUGUAUGUA
Messenger RNA from Epinephelus fuscoguttatus (brown-marbled grouper), 1616 nucleotides. It is a transcript of the gene phb2b, whose product is annotated as prohibitin 2b. NCBI's taxonomy places the organism in Eukaryota, Metazoa, Chordata, Actinopteri, Perciformes, Serranidae. Gene Ontology annotation, cellular component: membrane; mitochondrion. Gene Ontology annotation, biological process: mitochondrion organization. The record is from RefSeq and is a predicted model, not a curated record. Bases 53 to 967 code for a protein of 304 amino acids. The transcript has 10 exons.